Molecule: messenger RNA, 1047 nt
Organism: Thyridium curvatum
Lineage: Eukaryota; Fungi; Ascomycota; Sordariomycetes; Thyridiales; Thyridiaceae
Exons: 1
Coding region: 1-1047 (348 amino acids)
Source: RefSeq, a predicted model, not a curated record
AUGUCGUCCCUCUCACGGGGACUGGGCCUGGCCCAGCGAGCUCUGGUCUACACCCCACGGCCUCAAUGCAGCUGCGCAGCCCAAUCACAGCGGCUGCUUCUCCGAGCCUCGCCUUUCUUCUCCUCCGUACGGACACUCCAGACCUCCUCCAUCCGGCAAGCCGCAGCCAAGGCAGCGCCAGCCCGCCGUGCGCCCCCAACGACGAGGCGACCUCCGCCCGUCUUGCCCGCCACUCCCUCCGUCGCCGCCGCCGGCGCAAAGCUGCCCCCUCCCCGCUCCUUCGCCGAGCAGCUCGCCCGCAAGGGCUCCCCGACCACCCUCUACGAGGCGCCCUCGCACUUCUGGUUCCGCUUCUCCUCCUUCGCCGCCGGCGCCUUCUGCGUCACCUACACCCUCAUCAACUACUGGAGCAUGUACAUCUACCCGCCCGAGGGCCUGUCCUGGUGGGUGCCGCACGCCUUCGGCGUCAUCUGCACCUUCAUGGGUGCCAUGGGCGCCUACUUCGUCCUCGGCACCAGCCGCGUCGUGCGCAGCGUGCGCGCCGUCCCCGCGGCCCAGGCCCUGGCCUCCCACAAGGCCCUGGCCAAGAAGGCCGGCGCCGCCACGCCGCCGCUGUACAUCGAGCUCGCCGUCGCGCGCAUGGUGCCCUUCAUGCGGCCCAAGACCAUCGUCGCGGCGCCCGACCAGGUCGAGCUGCCGUUCCGCAUGGCCGACUGCCGCCUGGACGGGGCGCGCGGGCGCGGCGGCGCGGCGGCGGCGGCGGAGGAGCCGGUGCUGACGGGCCGGCAGCAGAUCGAGGCCAAGCGGGCCGAGGAGGAGCGCCGCAAGGCGGAGCGCAAGUACGAGAUGGACCACCUGAUGACGGCGCCGUUCCGGCACGCGGGCCAGGCCAUGGUCACCAUGUGGGACGGCAUCAGGAAGUCGCUGACCCGCGAGGGCCUGGCCAAGGUCUAUGUCGAGGGCCGGAUGUACAAGAUGGACCUCUCGGGCGGCUGGGCGCUGGACCAGGGCAGAGCGCUUGACCGACUGGUCAAUGUGAAGAGGUGA